This is a messenger RNA of Rhodamnia argentea, 4246 nucleotides long. Its product is annotated as auxin response factor 6. Bases 1079 to 3922 code for a protein of 947 amino acids. The transcript has 15 exons. Gene Ontology annotation, biological process: response to hormone; regulation of DNA-templated transcription. NCBI's taxonomy places the organism in Eukaryota, Viridiplantae, Streptophyta, Magnoliopsida, Myrtales, Myrtaceae. Gene Ontology annotation, cellular component: nucleus. The record is from RefSeq and is a predicted model, not a curated record. Gene Ontology annotation, molecular function: protein binding; DNA binding.
UUUCUCACACACACGAAAACAGGGAGUCCAGACAGAGAGAGAGAGAGAGAGAGAUGGGUAAAAGCGCAGGUAGCAGAACUACCACCCACUAGCAGGUACUACAACUACAGUCUUCAGCUUCUUCUUCACCACCAUUAUCAGUGACAGCUCGCUGUUCCUUUUCCAUUACUGGAAACAAAAACCGAACCCCCCAUGUUCAUAUUCAUCCCUAUCCUUUUCCUUCAGAGAAACCCCUCACGUGUACCCCUACAUGCCUUGUGUAUGUAAAUAUAUAUAUGCACUUCCUCUGAGUAACCUCUCUUCCUAUGUUACAGGAGCUCAAACUCUCGAGUUUCGUCAUCUCCGUCGUCGUCCUCGUGCUUGGAUCGUUCGAAUUCUGCUAGUCGUCAUCUGGGUUUCUCUGCUUCAGAAAAAAUCUUGCUUUCUUGAAUCUCGGGAUCCAGUUUCGUGGUUGCCUCUGUCUUUGGGGGUUGUGCUUUCUUGAGUUUGGAGUUAUUGGCUGUCAAUCUCGUUGAAUCAGAAGCUUCUUGAGCAGUUGCAGAUGGUGGAUUCUGUUCUCUGAGGUCUUGGGGUAUGAAGUUUCUUGCUCGAGCUUCGGAACGUUUUGUGGGGGUUUUCUUUGGGUUUUAAAUGAAAUUAACUGAGAGCGAAUGAGGCGGAAAUGGGUUGUGUUUUGUAGCGGAACCGGGUUUGGUUGAAGGUUCUGGGAUGGAUCAUUAUACGUGGUUUCAGCAUUAUAAAAACGUCUUGAGCUAGGCCAGCUUUGAGUAGUUUGAAGCUGUUCAAUAAGAUGGUGUUUGUGGAUUUGAUUCUGUGGGUUUUGUCAGUGAAGGUGAUGGAGAUGCUAAAGUCUGGUGUUAUAUUAUGAAGAGAAAAUUGGGGUAAAAAGGAAGAGAAAAAGAAACUUUUCUUGGUCAGUGCAGUGGUUGUAUACUUAAACCCAGAGAAUUCGAGUGAAAAUAAGAGAAGGUUCGCAAUUUUGGAUCUCCUUUAGUUGGUGUUGAAAUUUUCUUAAAGACGUGUUCAGAUUUCAGAGUUCCGCUGAAAUUUGGAUUUUGCAGUUCUGAUUGCCAGAAAAAUGAGGCUGUCUUCAGCUGGUUUUUCUCCCCAAACCCAGGAAGCUGAAUUUGCUUUUUCUAAAUUCUUGGAUGCUGGAUUUGGGUUCUUGCUGUUACCUCUGAGAAGCCACGAUUGGGAAAAAAAAGAGAGAGAAAUCAAUCUAUUUUCCGCACUAUGGCCGUACCAAGUGGCCAUGUUAUCUUGUGAAAAGAGAGUUCUGAAUUCUGAACUUUGGCAUGCUUGUGCUGGUCCUCUUGUUUCUCUGCCUGCUAUCGGAAGCAGAGUUGUCUACUUCCCUCAGGGUCAUAGCGAGCAGGUUGCAGCAUCGACCAAUCAAGAGGUAGAUGCUCAAAUUCCUAACUACCCAAGCUUGCCUCCACAACUUAUCUGCCAGCUUCACAAUUUGACCAUGCAUGCAGAUAUUGAGACGGACGAAGUAUAUGCUCAAAUGACAUUGCAACCACUUAGUCCACAAGAGCAAAAGGAAGCAUACCUUCCAGCAGAAUUAGGCUCCCCCAGCAAGCAACCCACAAAUUACUUUUGUAAAACAUUGACUGCCAGUGAUACCAGUACACAUGGUGGUUUCUCGGUUCCCCGCCGGGCAGCUGAAAAAGUGUUCCCACCUUUGGAUUACUCCCUACAGCCUCCAGCACAGGAAUUAAUGGCAAGGGAUCUUCACGACAAUGAAUGGAAAUUUAGGCAUAUAUUUCGCGGCCAGCCAAAGAGGCAUCUUCUUACAACAGGAUGGAGUGUGUUUGUUAGCGCUAAAAGGCUUGUUGCUGGUGAUUCGGUGCUCUUUAUAUGGAACGAGAAGAACCAAUUACUUCUUGGGGUUAGACGUGCUAAUCGACCUCAAACAGUGAUGCCAUCAUCAGUUUUAUCAUGUGACAGCAUGCACUUGGGUCUUCUUGCAGCUGCAGCCCACGCAGCUGCAACAAAUAGCCGCUUCACCAUAUUUUAUAACCCAAGGGCUAGCCCAUCUGAGUUUGUCAUAUCCCUGGCCAAAUACAUCAAAGCAGUUUAUCAUACACGUGUUUCUGUUGGCAUGCGCUUUAGGAUGCUUUUUGAAACAGAAGAAUCUAGUGUCAGGCGCUAUAUGGGAACUAUUACAGGCAUAUGUGACUUGGAUCCCGUUCGAUGGCCAAAUUCCCAUUGGCGGUCUGUGAAGGUCGGAUGGGACGAGUCCACAGCCGGGGAGAGACAGCCAAGAGUGUCAUUGUGGGAGAUUGAACCACUUACAACAUUCCCCAUGUACCCGUCUCCCUUUCCCCUAAGGCUCAAACGCCCUUGGCCAACUGGACUACCCACUUAUGGCCUCAGGGACGAUGACAUGGGAAUGGCUUCUCCAUCAAUGUGGCUUCGAGAUGGAGACCGAGGAAUUCAGUCCCUAAACUUCCAAGGAAUGGGGUUGACACCGUGGAUGCAACCGAGGCUGGAUGCGUCCAUGCUCGGGUUGCAAACAGACAUGUACCAAGCUAUGGCCGCCGCAGCUCUACAGGAAAUGAGAGCCGCUGAUCCCUCCAAGCUGGCUGCCACUUCCCUUAUGCCUGUUCAGCACAUGCAGAACAUACCAAGCGCUUCCGCUUCUUUGAUGCCAUCCCAAAUGUUGACAUCAACUCAGCCUCAGCAGUCUCUUCUCCAAGGGAGUCGAGCUAGCCCGCGUCAUUCAGUUUCUCAGGACCAAGUGCAGUCUCACCUUCUUCAGCGACAGCUGCAGCAUCAGAACUCGUUUACUAAUCACCAGCAGCCACAGCAAGAGCAGCUGCGGCAGCAGCUGGUCAACCAGGACCAGAUUCGUAGUGAUUCUUCCCCGUCUCAAUUCACUUUGUCCUCUCAGUCUCACACCGCAUCACUGCAAACCAUGCCUUCCCUUUGCCAGCAACUGAGCUUUUCUGAUUCAACUGGCAAUCCUGUCACUAGCCCCGUCGUCUCUCCCCUGCAGACCCUCUUGGGCUCUUUUACUCAAGAUGAGUCAACCCAUCACCUCAACUUGCCCAGGACCAAUUCCUUGGUGUCCCCUUCUUCCUGGCCGUCAAAGCGAGCUGCAAUCGAAUCUCUUGUUCCUUCAGGGGCUUCCCAAGGCACUUUGCCUCAGAUGGAUCAGAUGGAUCAGCUGGGCCCGCCCCAGAAUAAUCUUUCUCCAAGUUCUGUCUCAUUGCCACCUUUUCCUGGCAGAGAAUGUUUGGACCAAGAAGUCACUGACGUGCAGAGCCAUCUUUUAUUCGGAGUUAAUCUAGAACCCUCAUCACUACUGAUGCAGAAUGGGAUCUCAAGCAUAAGGGCUGUUGGCAGCGAAAGUGACUCGACAUCCAUGCCCUUCACUUCUAACUAUAUCAGCAACACUGGUGCAGACUUUGCACCUAAUCCAUCGGUGGCCCCUCCCGGUGGCAUCGACGAUUCGGGUUUUCUGCAAUCACAAGAAAAUCUGAAUCAAGUAAACCCACCGACGAGAACCUUUGUUAAGGUUUACAAGUCAGGGUCCUUCGGCAGGUCACUAGACAUCACGAAAUUCAGCAGCUACAAUGAGUUGCGGAGUGAGCUUGCUCGCAUGUUUAGCCUUGAAGGCCAGUUGGAGGACCCUCUGAGAUCAGGCUGGCAGCUUGUAUUCGUAGAUAGGGAGAAUGAUGUUCUUCUCCUUGGUGAUGGCCCUUGGCCGGAGUUUGUGAACAGUGUUUGGUGCAUCAAGAUACUCUCACCUCAAGAAGUCCAGCAAAUGGGCAAACGCGGUCUGGAGCUUCUGAAUUCCGUCCCUGUUCAAAGGCUCUCGAACGGUACUUGCGAUGAAUUCACAAACCGACAGGAUUCUAGAACCAUGAGCUCCGGAAUACCAUCAGUGGGGUCUCUUGAUUAUGGAACUCUAUGACCAGUUAAGAUGCAAUUUCCUCCUGUAAUAUUCAGUCUUUGUCCAAGCCAUGUGCGGUUGGAAAGAUGACUUGCAUUAGAUGGUAACACUAUGCAUAAGUUAGCACUGUAAUGAUAUUUGCGUCUCCCCCAUGUAUCCGAAUUGUGCUAUAUGCCAUAUCGCUACUAGGAAUUAGUUAUCGUAACAUUAGAUAUGCUGGGUAUUGCAGAUGUUCUGAUCUCUUAUUCAUCAACGUUCUUUCUGUGUAGUCUGUAGUGUUCGUGUGGCAUUAUUUGCAGUCGAAGGAACUGGAGACCACGAAACUUUCUCUAUAUUUGGCUUUUA